AUGACGCCUAUUUUGCGCAUCUCACCCUGGGAUCCUGUUGGAGAUGACUUUCGCGGUAUCUCCCAGACACCAAUAAACGACAAGACGGCUCUUCCUAAACUCAGCUCAUUGCUUCAACAUGUCCAUGCUGAUCAUCCUUCUGAACACCAAGACAUGAGUCUCACGAAAGCCGGCAAACCAAGAAAAAGAUCAGAGCGAGCUUGUACACGAUGUCGUGAAUUGAAGGUAAAGUGUGAGCCAAGUAAUCCCAUGUGUUCACACUGCUGGAGGCGUGGUUAUGUCUGUGACUUGGUUACAAGACCUCGUAUUGGUCGUCCAAAACCCGAUGCAUUGCAGCUGCGGCCUGAAUAUACCCGGCCAUCAAGGCAGGAUAGCCCGGUAUCUCCAUCUUCCGACCAAUCAUCACGACUAUCUCCCAGUCCAUCGAUUCGAAGAAGCCCAAAUCAACCAUUCGGCAACGAUAGUUGGCCUCUGGAGCAGCAAGAUAUUUCCUGGCAAUCGUUGAUUGAUCAUUCAAGACCAAAGAACACCGUCAACCUAGGAAAAGCAGAAUUCUCCAAGGACUUCAUAGUUCCAGAAACCAAACCCUCGUCCUUACCAGACCAUAUCCCUACCCACCGUCUCCACUUCACACCCGAUCUCGAUCCUUAUAUCAUCGACCGCAACCUAACUAUCUACUACAUCACUCAAUUCCUACACAACCUCGACCCUACACUCGAAGAAUGCAUUCCUCGCGACCUCGUCAUGCCAUGGGUCAUGGCAUGUCGUACCAAGACAGCUGAAGAUAGAAUGCUCUUAUAUGCAAUGCUAGCUAUGGGUGCGGGCACUGGAUCUGCUUCUGGAUCGAGUCGAGAAACUCAAUGGAAUAAAGACGGGUGUGUCUUUGCCAGAAUUGCGCAUUCAUUGCUUUUGACAUGUGGAAAUGGAAUGGGAAUGGGAAUGGGAAUGGGGAAUUGUGGUGAUCAAUUCCACAACCAGAACCUCAAAGCUGGCCACGAUCAUGACAAAGAACCUCUGCAAAUCAGCUUAACGCGUCUGACAUUAGCCAUGCUAGCGAUAUCACAAGGUCGCUGCGAUGAGGCACGAGAUCUCUGUCGUCCAUCACCAAUACCACUACAGGGUCAAAGACAUUUCGGUGUUGUGCCGGAAUGGGUGAUCGAUAUUGAUACACCCUCGACUCCAUCUUCGACGGCUGUGGUACCAUGUUCUACGUGGGAAGGGAUGCUUGGUUUGGAUCAGGAUAAGUUACUGAGGUGUCGGAGGACUGUGGCUUGGUGUCUUCGUUUGAUUGGUUCUUUUGCUUCGUCGUGGUCGGGGCGAUGA
Exophiala mesophila is the source of this 1323-nucleotide messenger RNA. RefSeq lists its product as uncharacterized. Gene Ontology annotation, cellular component: nucleus. The transcript is spliced from 2 exons. The record is from RefSeq and is a predicted model, not a curated record. NCBI's taxonomy places the organism in Eukaryota, Fungi, Ascomycota, Eurotiomycetes, Chaetothyriales, Herpotrichiellaceae. Gene Ontology annotation, molecular function: zinc ion binding; DNA-binding transcription factor activity, RNA polymerase II-specific. The coding region runs from base 1 to 1323 and encodes 440 amino acids. Gene Ontology annotation, biological process: regulation of DNA-templated transcription.